Molecule: messenger RNA, 2192 nt
Organism: Punica granatum (pomegranate)
Lineage: Eukaryota; Viridiplantae; Streptophyta; Magnoliopsida; Myrtales; Lythraceae
Source: RefSeq, a predicted model, not a curated record
CCCCCCCCCCCCCCCCCCCGGCCCCCCUCCUGUCCCUUCCCGUACCCAUCCCAUCCCAAAAUCCAUAAGGCGGUGGCUUUUAUCCGCCUCUAGGGCCGCCGCGAGAGCGAAUUUAAGAUUUUUCCUAUCACUGCUCUCCUCAGAGCCACCGGCGCCCCCCUUCACGCUGAAACGAAAGCUUCCCUUCCCAAGCUGACAUUUUUCUCCUUGGCCCUUCCGUUCAAGGAGCUCCAUCAAUAAGAUCCACUCGCGUAUCAAGGGCUGCAAGCCGGUAGGAUUCGAUCAUGUUCAUCUCUUGGAUCUGGUGCUGUGCUCGUUUGAUGAUCCUAUCCCGUUGGAUUCCCAUUAGCAAGGUACAGAUGAAGACAGUGUCUUGCAGAUCAGAACUCUUGUUGAUCGGGACAGAGGGCUGUAUAGCUACGUUCGCAUGAGCUUUGAAUCUGGUCUCUCAUGGGCCGCAGAUCUGGGCUCUUAUUGGGCUGCCAUUGCUGUUUUGGCCCCCAAUGUGGUCCACUGCAGCAUACGGAGCCCACAGAUGAUGGUUCACCGAACGAUAGCAAUCCUUGUAUGUAAUGGGAUACUCGAUUUGAUGGCUUCAUCGAGAGGACGAGGGUGGUUACUUCAUACCAAUGCAAAUUAUGCAUGGGUUGGGUCACAAAUAAGAGCAAAGAUUGUAUGCCGGCUCAUCUUGGCCGCGUUGGAGGCAUACCCUUACCCCCUCGCAUGUCCCCCAGACCAUGCAGUAAGGCUAAUCUGCUGCCCCUACCGAUAGCAAAGGCGUGUUGGAUGUAUUUUGGUUAUCCGCUGCCCCCUUCUAUGUUUGAUCGAUUCGCUGUUGGUGUUGUUCCUAUUGCUGCCGGUGUACCUGCUGGUUCUUCGGUCCCUCCUGGGCAAGGGGACGCUAUGGAGGUGGAAGGCCUUGUUGGAGUGUGGGAUCCUCGAUUUGAUGACUUUAUUGAGAAGACGAGGGUUGUUACUUCUUACCAAUGCACAUUAUGCAAAGGUUGGAUCACAAAUAAGAGCAAGGAUUGUAUCCCGGCCCAUCUUGGCCGCGUUGUUGGCUUACCCUUGCCCCCUCGCGUGUCCUAUAAGCCAUGCAGCGAGGCAAAGCAGCUUCCUCUACCGAUAGCACAGGCUUGUUGGGCGUAUUUUAGUUAUCCGCUGCAUCCUAGUAUGUUUGAUGAAUUCGCUGCUGCUGAUGUUCCUUCUGCUGCCGGUGUUCCUUCUGCUGGUGCUUCGAUCCCUCCUGAGCAAGAGGAAGACCUCAAUGCCUCUAUGGUGCUGGACGACCUCUUGGCCUCAUUGGAGCUGGAACACCUUGUUGGAACUCCCUGGAAUGAAGAACAUGUGUCACCCCAUUGGCACUUUGCCCAGCCACCAGUUCUACCCUCCAGUCAUCACACUGCCCUUUUCCCAGCACUGUCCCAACCCCAACCCCAACCCCAACCCCAGUUUAGUCCACUGUCUGGGCAUGUUGGGAGCUGGGACUCUCAGGUUGGAGGUACUCUUCAGGGAGGUGGUAGUUCUGCACCAAGGGCAUGCUGGGGGAUGGGUUUCUCAGCUUGGAGUUGCACAGGAGGUAGGUGGUAGUUCUGGACCAGGGCAUGCCGGGGGAUUGGUUUCUCAGCUUGGAGCUGCACAGGAGGUAGGUGGUAGUUCUGGACCAGGGCAUGCCGGGGGAUUGGUUUCUCAGCUUGGAGCUGCACAGGAGGUAGGUGGUAGUUCUGGUCCAAAUGUCAUCGUUCUUAUAAAUCAUUUUCGACGGCUUUUUGAACAGAUGGGCCAGCUGCUUAAUGACUUUGAAUUGCAUUAUGGGGGAGCUGCUUAGGACUGUUUACUCUCUCAUUCUCUAUGCUUUAUUUUCUUUUGGCUUUGAGCUUUUUGACUUACUUUUGUGAGUUAAGCGACAUUUGUUGUUUUUGGAUUUGAGUUGACUUAAAAGUUUCGCAAGUAUGGGUUGCUCUUUGUUUUUGGAUUUGAUCUUUUGACUCACUUUCGUGAGUAUGCGAUGUUUCUUGGAGUGGUUCAGGGCUUUUUUAGUUUCUUGCCAGUAUUUUGUAAAUUUUUUUUUGGGAGUUCUCUGAUCUGUUACUGGCAUGUUCUUCACACGGGUGAAGAUCUGAUGGCUCGUUUGGUGGCGUUGCCGAAUGGCCUUUCUGGUUCCGGCGCAAAUAUUUCCUAUUUUGGAUGCU